UUCGAAUCUCAGCAAACAACAACAACCCGGUUAAAUCCCACAAGAGUAGGGUCUGGGGAGGGUGUGUGUACGCAGACCUUACCCCUACUCGAAAGUAGAGAGGCUGUUUCCAAAGAGACCCCCGGCUCAACGUCGAAAGUUGCAUUGCUUGACUAACUGCUACUUCAUUAAUUAAAGAAGCGCAGACAGUUUAGAGAUCCAUUUUGAUUUAUUCCAUCACACCCCAAAGCCAAAAAAUGGUGAAAUUUUGGCUCCAUCGGAGAUGAUGGAAAACGGUUUCGAAUCUCAGCGCCACCCAAUUUAAAAAUAUUAAGGUUUCACAUGCAAUGUUCGAAAAAGACUACGCCUGCACGUGAGGGGACAUGUUAGAAUACAAGAAACAUUUCUUGAGCCACAACCACAAGCUUGAGCUUUUGGUUGAGUUGGUUCCUUGACAAAACUAAAGGGUAUUUGGCAAGGAGAUGAUUGAAGUUUUUUUUUGGGGGGGGGGGUCAAAAAAGUCUUUUGAGGUAUUAGAUUUGGGGUCAAACGAUUAGCUUGAAUAUUUGUGCUAUUAAAAGUAGGAACUUAAUUGGACGAUAGAGUAUGCUUAUAUUUAUGGGCUUCAUUUUCUUGUAUAUGUUGAUACCUUUUCUACAAUUUUAUCUUGCAGUUUUCUUUAUACAGUGACUUGUUAUUGUUUGUCUCAGCCAGGUCAGAAAAGUUACCCUUUGCGUCCAGAAUUAAUUGAGAGCACAUAUUGGCUUUUUAAAGCUACCAGGGAUCCUAGAUAUCUUGAUGUGGGAAGGGACAUACUUACAAGCUUGCAGUAUGGUGCACGGUGCACUUGUGGAUAUUGUCAUAUAUCAGAUGUUGAGUUUCACAAACAAGAAGAUCGUAUGGAGAGUUUUUUCUUAGCAGAAACGGUGAAAUAUUUGUGGCUUCUUUUCGAUUUGGCUGCUGGUCCAGAUAACAUAGUUGAAAAUGGCCCAUACAAGUACAUCUUCAGCACUGAAGGUCACUUAUUGCCUGCAAGUCCUCAAAUAUCUCUUGUACAUGAGCAUUGUUCAUACCUGGGCGCAUACUGUAGAAACAACGAUUUUGAACAAAAAAUGCACACUUCACCCAUUGCAGAAACCAAUUCCACUGGAACCAACCUUGGUUCCACUCCUCCCAGCUUCUUUUUAGACCGCUUUUAUAAAAAAUCUCCAAAUAUGUUGGGCUUGGCUAAGGGACUCUGCCCGGGACUUGCUCAUGGGCAAAGGUUUGGCAUAUCAUAUGUGACCUCUACAAGUCCAAUUGUAAAGGAGAAUGAGCAUGCAAGCCAGAGGGAGAAUCCAUCAACUCAGAGAGAUUCAUUGGUAAUAGUGACUAACCCUAAUGUUGUCGACUCCCAAACAGGUGCUCAAAAUGAUCAGGAUAAGGAAACAAUACCUACUGAGAGCCAAACAGAGAGUGCCUCUUCAUGAAAAAGAAGGAAGAUCGGGGGUAGCUGGUUAAACCUUUAGAAGAAGGCAGCACAAGGCCACUUCAGAAGGAAACUUAGCUUUCCAAAACUUGUAAGCACGGUGCCGGUUAUUCUGAGUAAUAGAAGAUAUACUUGUAUCAUCCAGCCUCCCAAUACUAGAUUGUAGAGCUGAUUCUGCUAUGGAACAUCAUUGGAUUCAGAGGCUGAGAAUAGGGUUUAUGCUAGUCACAAGGAAAAACAUGCCCCGCUUUAUACAGGCCAAGACCCGAUUCUUUUAUUUCAUUAUUAUAUGAAUUUUUGUACCACAGUGAGUUUAAUAUUCCUUACUUUAGGUGAUUAUUAUAGAUUGAUUAUGGGGUUAUCUGAUGUUCUAAGUUCUAACUCGAAUACAGAGGAAGAUGGAUGAUAUAUUCACACACAUACUUGAGAUUACAGAAGAAGAAGGCUUUGUUCAGUAGUUGUAAUUUUGAUGUGAUGAUCUAAAAUCAAAUACUUUGUGAGUC
This is a messenger RNA of Cuscuta campestris, 1950 nucleotides long. The record is from the annotation of a GenBank genome assembly. Lineage: Eukaryota; Viridiplantae; Streptophyta; Magnoliopsida; Solanales; Convolvulaceae.